GACGGAGCGGAGACACCGCGCAGGAGAAGCCGGGCGACGGGCUAGCAGAGGCGCGGACCGACACCGACUCUUCCCGACCGACCUCACCGAGGGAUGUGUCGAAUCCGCCGGGGUGUGCGCCUGGGCAGACACCGCAGAGACCCUUCUGAAGAUCUGAAUCCUGUACAUACAAAUAGGAAAUCUGUGUGAAACACACAAGAGGAACCAUGGUAACCUUAGAAACGUCAAGGGACCCUGUUCCUCUCACGGCUCUCUCCCGCUGGUACCUCUACGCCAUCCAUGGCUACUUCUGUGAAGUGAUGUUCACUGCUGCCUGGGAGUUUGUGGUCAACUGCAACUGGAAAUUCCCCGGUGUGACCAGCGUGUGGGCCCUCUUCAUCUACGGCACCUGCAUCCUCAUUGUAGAGCGGAUGUACUUGAAGUUGCGUGGCCGCUGCCCCGUGCUGCUGCGCUGCAUCAUCUACACUCUGUGGACCUACUUGUGGGAGUUUGGGACGGGGCUGCUGCUUCGGCAGUUCAACGCCUGUCCCUGGGACUACACCGAGUUCCGCUACAACUUCAUGGGGUUGAUCACGGCCGAGUACGCCGUGCCGUGGUUCUGCGCCUCCUUCACCGUGGAGCGCUUUGUUAUCCGCAAAACCCUGCGGCUGCGCUUCAAUGAAGGGCCCGAGGAUGGCUGGUCAAACCAUCGGCAUGAUGCUGGAGGAGGAGUAGGAGGAGAAGGUGCUGGAGAAACUUUGGAAGGCAACAGACAACGAGAACAAAGGAGGGGGAGUGACUUUAAUUCAAACGGCUACCUUAAAGUUGAUUGAGUCAAUUUGCAGGGGACUCUGUCAUACCUCCUUGACCUGCCACUGGCACUUUUCCAUAUGCAAUCCUCACCCUUUAGUGCAUGAGAUUGAGAGACAGCCAUCAAGAAUAAGUUAGUUAGUGCUGAGGAAGCCAGAAAACAAAUGUCUAACUGAAGCUUCAAAUCCCAAAUACUCACUGUUGUUAGCUAAACAGAGACUCAUAAUGCUACUGUCAAUACUGCAUUUCACAUUACAUCCACCCAUUUACAUGGGGCUGACCCUCGUGCUAGGAUAUUCAAUGAUCUGGAUUAAACUUUAAAACUCCUUCUUGGAGCUCAGAAUAUAGGAUUUAAAAAAAGCACUUUUGCAGAGAUUAGUGUUAUUGUUCUGUAAAAAGACUUCUUGGGAAAAAAAACAGUAUUUGUGUUAUUUAAGUAUGCACCAAUCUAUGUAAGAACAGUUUUCUUGCCUCAUAGAAGUGUUAAAUGAAAGCAGCACAGCCACGAAGUAUCAGCUAGACACCCAAAUGCCGGACUUUCUUUAAAUUUAAAGGAAUGUGUAAUAUUUAAGAUGAUCUUUCGAGUUGUCAGUAUAGAAAAAACUAUGAAGAUAUGAGGAAUUUUGUUGUGGUUACGUUGUAAUAAGUAAUCUAUAUUAGGGUUGCAUGUGCAAUUUUUCUUUUAGUAAUUGAAUCAGCCUCUGAUUAAACAGCAAUAGAAGUGCUGCUGUGGGUAUUCCCAAACUUUUUUUUUUAAGCAUACCAAAGAGCCGGCCUCUACUUUCCUCCGUCAAAACAGUGCACGUUCACCACCCCCCCACACACACACACAAACACACACACACACACACACACACACACACACCAACAGCCAAGUCAUUGAUUAUACAUGACAAACCCUUUACAAAACAUGCGUCUUUAAAGAAAACCUAACAGUCACCUGAGUCUUAAAUACCUUGGUAUGGAGGUAAGUUGUCAGGAUGCAUGGUGAAGGCCCAUGCUUAUUCUCAUAAGGUGCUAAAGCUCAUAAUAGGCACAAAUAAAACUAGAUAUUAACAUGCACUUUAUAAGAAGACAUAACCAUUUUUCUCUCACUGUGUGAUAUUAAAUCAGACUAAUCAGACCAGAAAAAUGAUUGAUCAGUUAUUUCAAUCUGGAGAGACUCAGACGGAGAAAAGUUUAUUAAGAGCAUGAAUUAAAUCUGUGGCGCUCGGGCCCCGGCUGAGGACAUCGAUUAUCGCAAACUUUGCGAUGGGCUCAGAUGAGCUUUCCAUAUGCUGAUAGGAACGUCAUCCCCCGGGACCCGGCACUGCUGGUGGAGGCGAUGAAGGAUGCGGCCGGAUAGCCGAGCGAGUGGGGGUGAAGGGGUGGAGGUGGGCUGAGCUCUGCUGGAAAGCGCAGGACGCCAUGGAUGGUGGUCCUUAUCAGCUGGUUGCUUGGACGGUGAUUGGACGUGACGAGUCUUGGACCGGCGUCGAUCAAUCAACGGUGAUGAGCCGGGAGCUCUGGUUGGAUGAUGCAGGUGGGGCUAAAAGAGUCUUCCAGUUUGAAUUUGCGCCUAGGCUUCAUUUUAAAGAAUAUCCACAGGUUCACAGAUAUUCUUCAAUUUGAGUUAGAAGAUCCCAAAGCCAUGAGAUCAUUCUCAUUAUCUGGACUCACUAAAUGUAAUCUUGGAACUAUAAACUUAAAGGAAGUUAUAGAAAUGAAAAAUUUCUCUCAUUAUUCUGGUGCUGAUAAAAAAUAAUUUUGGUGGGGCUAACUGGAAACAGGAAAAGGCAAGUCUGACAUAAUAUCAGAGAAUACGAUAAAACUGUCUUGCUUAUACAGUUGAUGGAAAUAUCUGGUUUCAAGUUUAGAAUUAGGGGAGAAUGACCUAAAACUCUGUGUUUGUGUUACACCUGUCUUCAGAGCUGCGUGCAAUUUCACCAAUUCGUACCCUUCUUUCUCACACAACCAGUACCAUUUGACCCGGAACCGCUUCCAUUUGGUACAGGACCAAUUUAUUGUCUUGGUAGUUAGAAAUUGAUGAAGCUCACUUAUGAUUUAUUUAAUUGUAUAUUAUUUUCUGAAGAUUUUAGACUAGGAGUAUUAACACUGGUCCAGAUUCCCGCUUUGACCGGUUGACUUAAAUGAAAAAGGAGCGAUUAUGAGGCUCAAGUUUUCUGCUAGUGGUAGCUUUUCCCAGUCAACUCUGUAUUCCAGCUUAUGGAUGCAAGAAUUGUAAAAAUCGAAUAUCCACUUUAUUUCUUUUUAACAAAAAAUGCAUCCAUUUACAGACUUGUAGACUUUUUUUGGCGGGGUACAAUUCGGAGUUGGCUACUACAGAACUUUUUGUUUUGUUUUUUUCAGAUCUGUAUUCACCAGUUUCAUACUGGCUUUGAGAAGGCAUAAUUUAACGUGUCUUUCCAUACUCUAAUCAUAGCUAUGUAAGAAAAUGUGGCUAUAUGACUUGGCUAAACAACAACAUACAGAAGGUCGCUCAUUGUUAUUCUGCUUUCAUUGAUCUUUAAGUCAACCGGCCUAAAUGGGAAUCAGAACCAAAAUGCUUGGAAGUAAUAAGAUUUUGGAAACUAUUUUACAAACUAUUUAAAUUAUACAUAAGAUUUGGGCAUUUUAUGACCAUUUGUCUACAGUAAUACACAAAAACACUUGACUACAAAAAAAGGUAAGAUGAUUUAGUCUUGGUAUUAUUUAUACGGAUGUAUGAAAUGGUAUGGUUAUGGGUAUGAAAUGGCUGAAGAAAAUUACUAAUGUAGGUAACGUGUGUGUGUGUGUGUGUGUGUGUGUGUGUGAGAAUUGAGGGUGCGAGUUGGCAAAGCAGCAAUUAAAUUAACACUGUUAAUAAUGGUUGCUUUUCUUUUGCGUGAUAUAUCUCCAAACUUGUCUUUCUGCCACCAUCACUCUUAAUGUGAACGUAAGCAUUGACGUGGUGCGACAGCAAAAACUGUCCUUGUGAAACACUGUGGCCGCCGCAUCACACCCGUUUGUGUGAAUUAAAAGUCACACCAGGCCAAAUUUAAUUUCUUUAAUAAAGGCUUUUAAGUCGCUUGAAGGAAACACUUUGGCUAAUGUUCACUUGGCAGCAUUUUCAUCACAUUCUGCAGCAAUGGACCUUUAAGAAUGUAUCCUUCCCCAGUAGCAGGGUUUCACCAUUAUUUAUUUUUUCACUUUGGUUCUCAAGGAUCACAUAAAAAAAAAAAAAAAUGCAUGGAAAGAUCUUCUUUCAGCCCGUUUAUUCAAUCAACAACCAUAAUGUAUGUCUGAUGAAUCACUGUGCUGCAUGUGCGAAUAGAAUGACAGAAGUUGCUGGUUAUCAGCGAGGGUCUGCGGUUGUCUUCUCCUAGCAUGUCAAAGUGUCCCUGAGCCACACGUUGAACCACUAAACUGUAAGUAAGCAGGUCAUGGCUUUGCAUGGAUGCUUUCCUACUGUGUUUUUUUUUUUUGUGUGUGUGUGUGUGUGUAAUUGGACAUAUAUGUGUGUUUUUUUGGUAAAUAUGGGGAGGAUAAAUAAAAUUAUUCCUCUUGACAUAAUUUCUAUUACCUAUAUGCUAAAGUCUGUGACGACUGUGAGUCAUGGCCAUCAACAUAAAAGCCUUUUGCAAUUUUUUAUUUUUUUUAAGAAUUAUCUUGUGUGUCUCUGUCUGCAAUUACCACUUUGUGUGGUUUGAUGCUUGAGUAUGGCAAAGACUUAAAAGUCUUAUGUAACAGUAAUUACUGUAAAAAAAACCCACACAAUUCACAGAGCCUUGCAAAAGCAUUGGCAUUUUUUGCGAUUACAAAAUUCAGUGUAUUUGGAUGGGGUCCAUGUGAUAAACCGACACAAAGUAGUCAUAAAUGUACAGUGGAAUUAACACAUUGUGUUCAACCUAUUUUACAGUCAAAAUAAUUACAUAAAUGUGUGCUAGGAGGAAUAUGUAUUCAACACUCUUUACUCUGACACCAGAAAUGGUGCAACUUAUUGCCUUCAGAAGUCAUGUGUGUGUAAUCGAAUCUCAGUAUAAAUACAGCUGUUUCUGUGAAGGCCUCAGAUGUUUGUUUCUACAAACCACACGCCACUUCACAAUGACGGUAAAGACAGAUUACAAGUAACAAUUUUCAGAUUUUGACUUGCAAACUCAUGUGACGUGCUCCUUUGUGUUCGUCGGUCACAUAAAAUCCAGGUAAAACACAUUUGGUGUGCAGUUGGCAUAAAAAAAAUAAGUGCUUUUGGAAGGCUCUGUAGAUACCAUAAGCAUAUUUCUAGAGAAUUUAAAAACAAAAAAGCCACGAGAAACAUUCAAGAGUAACACCAGUAGUUAUAAAAGACAUAUCAGUAAGAUUAAGCAUGUUUUUAUUGGCUUGAAUCUAAACCCUGUAUGGGAUCACAGGCUGACAGCCUCUGUCAAAUGACUCUUUUCUAAACAUGUCCCUGGGGGAAAAAGGAACAUAACUAAACCGAAUAUAGACUCAAAAUGUCAUAGCAGACUCUAGAUAAACUCAAUAAAUAAUAGUAAAAAACAUUAUCCUUUUUAAUGUUUCCACUGUUCUGCUUGACUAAGUGUUCACUAUGACCUUCUCCUGUGUUGAUGCGUUAAACGUGGAGUUUUAUCUGCGCGUGGCUCUCCUGAGAGAGCUGCUCUGCAUCUCAGAUGAAGUGCUGCCACCUAGUGGUGAGUGGUCUGCUAAACAUCCAGAAAACGGAAUGCUUUGUUUUGCACUCUUCGCCAGUGUAUGCAUUUUUCAUUAGGCUUGAAAGCAAUACUGUAGAUGCGAUUAUUACCCUUUUCUAAGGAAACGUCUCUGCAUAAUUCAUAUGCAGUAAAUAUCUUAACUGGCUAACCUAAAUGUAUUCUCUGCAAUAUGUGUGUGAAGGAACUUUGAGUCACGCAGAGACGCUUGUCUGCAAGUAAGUGCAUGAAUAAGAUGUUAACAGUAAGCUGGGUGUCUGGUGUUGUUUUUAUUUUUAUUUUCUCUCUCUUUGAAUGUGCAUGUCUAAAAGCAGCUCCACCGAACUCCAGUUUCAAGCUGCUGAUGAUCUGUACUGUAUAUCGCCAAUGAAUGAUUUAUCAAUCUCCGAGGAACAAAUGUUAAAAAAAAAAAGUAUUUGGUUUUUAAUGUGUGUGGGUGUGAGAACUGUGAAAUAUAUCUAGAAUGCCUUUUUAUAUUAUUUCCUGAUUAAUUGUUGUCAUUAACCCUCAUGAAUUAAAAAUAAACAUCUU
This is a messenger RNA of Xiphophorus couchianus (Monterrey platyfish), 5987 nucleotides long. RefSeq names its product transmembrane protein 229B (gene tmem229b). The record is from RefSeq and is a predicted model, not a curated record. The transcript is spliced from 2 exons. The coding region runs from base 207 to 812 and encodes 201 amino acids. NCBI's taxonomy places the organism in Eukaryota, Metazoa, Chordata, Actinopteri, Cyprinodontiformes, Poeciliidae.